AUGUCCUCGCCAAAGGAAAUGAAGAAUCCACAGAUAUUAGAAGCUAAGCGUAUAGAGCAUGAGCUGGAGCGUGAGCGUCAGAGGAAGAUGUUCGACCAGGAAAUGAAAAGGCUGGAGGAUGAGCAUAAAAAGGAAGAACAGCAGCUACUAUCCUCUAGCAGCUGUCCUUCGAGUCCACCACCGAACAAGCACCUCCUCCCAAGUUACAUGGACUCAAGAAGAUAUUCUGAUGAUUUUGAUUUCGAGGACGAUGACAAAUUUCCUGUUCUGAUUAAAGAUAUCGAUGGCAAGUUCAAUACAAAGCUGUCGAUUUCGCGUCCUCCUUCCACAAACUCAAGAUUUUACGAUUUAGACUUCAAUAUUCCUAAUAACCCUCCAUAUCCACUUACAUCACCUAAUCCUCCUUCUAGCCAUGGUCAUGGUCAUAGUAACAAUAACAGUAGAAGGUCUUUGACCCCGAAUCAAUCCCAUUCCAAGUCACAGUCACAGUCACAGUCACAAUCACAGUCUCACUCCCAGUCUCACUCUCAAAACACCUCAAAUAAGGUCGAUAACGAUUUAAAUCGCUUCAUUGGCGUUAAACUUGAGGACAUUAAGGGUGAAAUCUAUAACCUCUGCAAAGACCAACAUGGCUGUCGUUACUUGCAGAAAAAGUUGGAAGAUGAUGAUCCACUUGAUGAUUUGGUUGAUGGCGUUAAAUUAACAUCCAGACAACUCAUCUUCAAUCAAAUCUAUACUCACUUCUCUGAACUGAUGACUGAUCCAUUCGGUAAUUAUCUCUGUCAGAAAUUAUUGGAAUUUGCAAACGAUCAACAACGAGACACGCUCUGUGAAACUGUGUCCCCCGAAUUGGUUACCAUAUCUCUAAACAUGCACGGUACUCGUGCCGUUCAAAAAAUGAUUGAUUACCUCUCAACCAGAAGACAAAUCAACACCAUCAUCAUGAGCUUAUCUUUAAACGUUGUCACUUUGAUUAAAGAUUUAAAUGGUAAUCACGUCAUUCAAAAGUGCCUCAAUAGACUCAUCCCUAACGAUAAUCAAUUCAUUUACAACGCCGUCGCUUCAAAUUGUAUUGAAGUCGCCACUCAUAGACAUGGUUGUUGUGUCUUACAAAGAUGCAUCGAUCAUGCUUCUGAUCAACAGCGUAUUCAAUUAGUUACCGAGAUUACUUUCCACGCUCUCACCCUUAUUCAAGACCCUUUCGGUAAUUACGUCGUACAAUACGUUCUUGAUUUGAACGAUAAUAGGUUCAGUGACGGCGUCGUUAGACAAUUCCUUGGUCAUAUUUGUGCCUUGUCAGUACAAAAGUUCUCUUCAAAUGUUAUUGAGAAGUGUAUUAGAGUUGCUGAUGCUUCAACUCGCUCAAGUGUAAUAGAUGAACUCAAUCAUCGCCCUCGUCUCGAAAAGUUACUUCGUGACGCUUUUGGAAAUUAUGUUGUACAAACAGCCCUAGAUUUUGCUGAACCAGUUCAAAGGAUUGCUUUAGUUGAAGCAAUUAGACCCAUCUUACCAAUGAUUAGAAACACUCCAUACGGAAAACGUAUUCAAUCCAAACUACAAAGAGCUUCCAUGUUUAUCAGAGACAGCUCUGAUCCUACUUUUGGUUUAAGAGCUGCCGGUCCGCCUGGUGUAAACAAUGGCGGUGGAUUCAGGAGUGCUUCUGCCUCCAAUUUCAGCGGUGGACACUCUCCAUCCUUGUUAGGUAUGGGUAGGAGUGUAUCGUCGCACGGAUUAGACUAUCAAUCUCUCUCGACACCAUUUUUGAACGUAGACAAUCACUCAAACACUGCAUUAGCUGCUGCUGCCCAUCAUCAACAUGCUCAACAAUUAGCUGCACUUGCGAAUGUCAAUGUAUCUUCACCUAGUGUUGGUGGUGUCGGUGGUUUGGGUGGUGUUAGUGGGAUGAACAGCAUGAAUGGCGUAAAUGGUGUGAAUGGAAUCAAUGGUGAUAGUAGAUUAGUCCAUCCAAUCAACCUCACCAGUCCAAUCAAUUUGGGUACAAUGAAUGCUGCUGCUGCAAACGUUCAAGCUCAACACGCUCAACAUGCUCAACACGCUCCUCAGGCGCAACCUGGAUUUGAUUACUUUUUCUCUCCAGCUGCACCAGCUGCUCAGCACCCGACGCACCCUACACACGCAACGCACGCAACGCACAACAACUUGGACACCCCGAAUAACUCUAAUCCAUACUCGGCUGCCUUCUCGACGCCUUAUAUAUAA
Wallemia ichthyophaga EXF-994 is the source of this 2220-nucleotide messenger RNA. Its product is annotated as Pumilio domain-containing protein C6G9.14. NCBI's taxonomy places the organism in Eukaryota, Fungi, Basidiomycota, Wallemiomycetes, Wallemiales, Wallemiaceae. The transcript has 2 exons. Gene Ontology annotation, molecular function: mRNA binding. Gene Ontology annotation, cellular component: cytoplasm. The record is from RefSeq and is a predicted model, not a curated record. The coding region runs from base 1 to 2220 and encodes 739 amino acids. Gene Ontology annotation, biological process: post-transcriptional regulation of gene expression.